This is a messenger RNA of Cataglyphis hispanica, 2224 nucleotides long. It is a transcript of the gene Septin1, whose product is annotated as septin-1. Gene Ontology annotation, biological process: cell division; regulation of exocytosis; cytoskeleton-dependent cytokinesis. Bases 462 to 1541 code for a protein of 359 amino acids. Gene Ontology annotation, molecular function: GTPase activity; molecular adaptor activity; GTP binding. The transcript is spliced from 6 exons. Gene Ontology annotation, cellular component: septin complex; septin ring; cell division site. Lineage: Eukaryota; Metazoa; Arthropoda; Insecta; Hymenoptera; Formicidae. The record is from RefSeq and is a predicted model, not a curated record.
AGUUAUUGGGUUGCCACGCCUUAACUUACUCCAAUUCAUAAUGUCCUCUCCACCCCCUCGCAUUCAGAUCCUCCCUGUCUAACGUAACGUUGUAUCCUGCGUAUGGUAUACGGUAUAGUGUGUGUACGAUAUAUUCUGCGUCCGCUCCAAAAAUUCGCAAGGAAAUUUUCCAUUAUUCGUCAAAUUCGACCACGAUACAACUGUACAUAGCUUUCAGUAGCUACUAUAGCGAUUACAUUUCUGAGAAACGCUAAGUAUCGAGCAAAACUUUCAUACGUGAACAAUGUGCCGAUCGAAGCGGAAUAUCUUUAACUGAAUUAACCUUUUUUCGUGGGUAUAUCAUAUUCUUUGUAUCGCAUUCUGUUAUUUUUAACGUGACGCCCAUUAGUCUUGAAAUUGAGUCGAAUUACUCGCAAUUUUGUAAAGAGAAACACAGGGUGAAUUUGUUCGAUAUAUUCGGCAUGUCGAGCGAGAGCGUAAAAACAUUUGCAAGUCUUGAGACACCUGGAUAUGUGGGAUUUGCAAAUUUACCUAAUCAAGUCCAUCGGAAAUCUGUGAAAAAAGGUUUCGAGUUUACACUUAUGGUUGUUGGAGAAUCUGGACUUGGAAAAUCCACUUUGGUAAAUAGUUUGUUCCUUACGGAUUUAUAUCCUGAACGAAUAAUUCCUGAUGCAGUUGAGAAAACCAAUCAAACUGUCCAACUUGAUGCUUCAACAGUCGAGAUUGAAGAAAGAGGCGUUAAACUUAGAUUAACAGUUGUUGAUACGCCUGGUUAUGGAGAUGCAAUCGACAACACAGAUAGUUUUAGAGCUAUCAUUGAAUACAUAGACGAUCAAUUUGAAAGAUUUCUUCGUGACGAAAGUGGCUUAAACAGAAGGAACAUUGUAGAUAACAGGAUACAUUGUUGUUUUUAUUUUAUUUCCCCAUUUGGCCAUGGAUUGAAACCACUGGAUAUCGAAUUUAUGAAGCAACUUCAUAACAAAGUUAAUAUAGUACCUGUAAUAGCAAAAGCUGAUGUACUUACCAAAAAGGAAGUCCUGCGUCUGAAAAAAAGAGUUAUGGAAGAGAUUGAAGGCAAUGGAAUCAAAAUAUAUCCUUUACCAGACUGUGAUAGUGAUGAGGAUGAGGAUUACAAAGAACAAGUACGUCAGUUAAAAGAGGCUGUUCCAUUUGCAGUAUGUGGUGCAAAUAGUUUAAUUGAGGUAAAAGGAAAAAGAGUACGAGGUCGAGUGUAUUCGUGGGGUGUUGUUGAAGUGGAAAAUCCCGAUCAUUGCGAUUUCAUCAAAUUAAGAACGAUGCUUAUUACACAUAUGCAAGAUUUACAGGAAGUAACACAAGAGGUACAUUAUGAAAAUUACCGUAGCGAAAGAUUGGCAAAGGGAGCUCCGGUACCACCUCGACGUCAAACUCUUGCUGAAUCCGACAAAAACAGCACGGUGUCAGAAAAGGAUCGUAUUUUGCAAGAAAAAGAAGCAGAAAUACGACAUAUGCAGGAAUUGCUGGCUGUGAUGCAAGCACAGAUGCAACAACAACAACCUUGAUCAAACAUGCAUUUUUAUACUGAUAUGUCAAGAAAGUGACUUUUCACUGUUAUGAGUGCCAAAAAGAUUUAGAAAACUUUUUUAGUAACUUACAUGAUCAAGGUAUUGACUUGGUAUUAUUUUUUUAGCUUUAUCUUCAUAAGAAUAAUCUCAUUUUGAUAUAUAUAUUAAGCGUUUAGCAAACAUUUCAUAAGAAUAUGAAAAAUAAUGGAAUCUGUCUUCAAUAUAACUUUUUCAGAAAUGUGCAUUCUGUGCAUUAUAUGAAAGAAAGAAUUCUUGAUAUUUAGCUAUCAAUGUCCCAUUUAAAACAAAUAAUUAACAAAAUCGAUUUGAAAUUUUGACACAAUAUGAAAUAAAUGUUUGGAUAUAUAAGGUUGGCAGAAAAAAUAGCUUAUUCUUCAAUAGCUUAUUUUUAUCAAUUUUUCUUAACAAAAUUUAUUUGAAUACUUGAAGAAUUGCACUAUUUAUAAAAUUUUAUUGUAUGUUCAAAAACAGAAUCUAUUUUUAAUAUUUGAGUCUGCACUUAUUAAUUUCUUAUAUUACUUUUAUUUUAUUCUUUUUUAAUUGAUGGCACUGUUUAAAAUUUUAUUCAUAUCAUAAAUUUAUGCAUAUGUGUAAUAAGAUUUAAAAAAGAUUGUAUUACUUAGGAAAAAAAAAAAAAAAAAAAAAUGAAACAAGAUCAA